AUUAAAAGGCAGAAUUGGAACCCAAUCCAAAUCCAAUCCAUCAGAAGGAUGGGAAAAAUGGGAUCUUCAGCGGCUUCCCUUCUUUUUGCUGCUUUGGUUGCUCUCCUCUCCCUAAACUUGCCUUCAACAGCCACUGCUAACUACGUCUACGCCUCGCCUCCCCCUCCCAAGUCGCCCUACUACCCGCCUCCCGUCUACCACUCUCCGUCCCCACCUAAAUCACCUUACUAUCCACCUCUACCCACCCCCAGUAUACCACUCCCCACCACCACCAAAGAAGCCAUACUACUACUCAUCACCACCACCUCCUCCCUAUCACUAAAAAUUAAGUGCCUUUCAACGUCAAGCAGGAAGAUGAGGUGACAAUAUAUAUAUGCCAAAGUCAAAAUAAGGCGCUUUGUGGAAACAUCUGAAGCACAGUGUGAAUUUUAGUUUGGUUCUUAGCGAAAUUAAUUAUCAAUCGAGUAAUUUGGUCUUUCUUUUUCAUAAAUUAUAUUACAGUUUUCCAAUGUUAUUGCAGUUUGUAUGCCCCAAGUAUUUGUCUGUAAAACAGAAUCCCAUGUUGUCUUUGUCUGUAAUGGAGCUCAGCUCAGCCUUUUGCCCAAAGCAGAGGUUGUGCGCUUUAUUUACAUAUAAUUUAAUAAAUGCAUUUUCAAAUUUUCUCCA
Momordica charantia (bitter melon) is the source of this 666-nucleotide messenger RNA. RefSeq lists its product as uncharacterized. The record is from RefSeq and is a predicted model, not a curated record. NCBI's taxonomy places the organism in Eukaryota, Viridiplantae, Streptophyta, Magnoliopsida, Cucurbitales, Cucurbitaceae.